AUGUCUCAGGCUUUGGACGACGUCUUGAAUUGCAAAAUGUCUGAAAGAAAAGCUUCUCAGGUUUAUAAUAUAAAACGUUCCACAUUAAAAAGAAAGAUUAAGGAAAUAAAAGAAAAGCCUGGUUUGUCAAGUUCAGUUAAAGAAGAGCUUUGCGUGCAGCAAACUCGUGAAGAGAUAAAAAAACGUCCCAUCAUGAACAAAAGGAAAUUGCAACAAAAUAAAAAAAAUCAAAUAUCCGAAGAGAGCAACAGAGUAACAAAAAAAAAUAAAAUUAAAAGACAAUUAUAUGCUGAGAAGGACAUAUGCGUCAUGUGUGGUGAGGCUGGCCGAGACAACGAAAUGUGGUUUCGUUGCAGAAAUUGUGCCAAGUGGGCUCACGAGCUCUGCACGAGUGUUUCUAGUGCAGUUGAUUACAUUUGCGAAUUUUGCAUACAUGAAUAA
Helobdella robusta is the source of this 441-nucleotide messenger RNA. RefSeq lists its product as hypothetical. The transcript has a single exon. The record is from RefSeq and is a predicted model, not a curated record. Lineage: Eukaryota; Metazoa; Annelida; Clitellata; Rhynchobdellida; Glossiphoniidae. Bases 1 to 441 code for a protein of 146 amino acids. Gene Ontology annotation, molecular function: DNA binding.